Messenger RNA from Drosophila elegans, 1107 nucleotides. Its product is annotated as AN1-type zinc finger protein 2A. The transcript is spliced from 3 exons. Gene Ontology annotation, cellular component: cytoplasm; endoplasmic reticulum. Gene Ontology annotation, biological process: proteasome-mediated ubiquitin-dependent protein catabolic process; protein targeting to ER. Bases 147 to 920 code for a protein of 257 amino acids. The record is from RefSeq and is a predicted model, not a curated record. NCBI's taxonomy places the organism in Eukaryota, Metazoa, Arthropoda, Insecta, Diptera, Drosophilidae. Gene Ontology annotation, molecular function: zinc ion binding.
UUUUACACAAUCCAGAAGAAGAAGAAGUGUUUAGUCAUUUUCAACUUUGUUUCUCGAAGUUUUCCAAAAUAACAGCCAUAUAAGAGGCCUUUCAGAACGGUUUCAGUAAAUAGUUUCAAGGAAAAUAGCAACUUAACAAGUACAGCAUGGAGUUUCCUCACUUGGGUCAGCAUUGCAGCGAGGAAACUUGCAACAGAUUGGAUUUUCUGCCUGUAAAGUGUGAUUCGUGUGACAAGGUCUUCUGCGCCUCGCACUACAACUACGAGCGGCACCAUUGUCCGGGUGCCCACAAGAAAAACGUCCAGGUGCCCAUCUGUCCACUGUGCCGUGAACCCGUGCCUACGCCACCCGGAGUGGAACCCGAUGUCACCGUGGGCCAGCACAUCGACCAGCAGUGCAAGUCGGAGAGCAAGAAGAUCUACACCAAUCGCUGCCAUGCCAAGGGAUGCAAACGCAAGGAGCUCAUCCCGGUGACCUGCUCCCAGUGUCAUUUGAACUUUUGCCUGCGUCAUCGCCACACCAGCGAUCACGAUUGCCAGCCAUCUAGUGCCAAGCCAGCGGCAGCGUCAUCAUCAUCUACAGCCAGUGGAGGAGGAUGGCAGUCCAUAUUCAAGACCUCUUCGGAUUCACGAUCCAUGGCUGCCCAGGCGGCCGAGCGACGCAGGCAGAAUAAACCAACCAGCAACUCCAAUUCCAAUCCCAGACCAAGAGCUGUGCAGGCCACACAAGUACAAAACAUACAGGGCAAUAUGAGCGAGGACGAGGCACUAGCGCGAGCCCUGGCCUUAUCAAUCAUGGAGCAGGAUGACGCGGCGGAACGCAACCGCCAAACACCAGGGCCAAACAACGCCCCCCCGGUUUCAGUGGGCGGGGCUGGCAACCAGCAGGGAAACGUCAAGGACAAGUGCCUGCUGUCCUAGUUCAAACGGAAGCCAAAAGCCAAGCAACUCUCAACAUAUCCACAUUACUUGACCAAACAGCAAGGAAUCUGCCCAACUACUAGCUCUUAAUCAAUCGAACUUCGUUAUCGUAAUAUUUUGUUGGUAAUUUACUUCGACUUCGUCACAUUCUACGUGGUUUAGCAAAAAUAAAUCAAUGUUAAUUCUA